Messenger RNA from Spea bombifrons (plains spadefoot toad), 1089 nucleotides. It is a transcript of the gene TMEM163, whose product is annotated as transmembrane protein 163. The transcript is spliced from 8 exons. Gene Ontology annotation, cellular component: synaptic vesicle membrane. Bases 64 to 930 code for a protein of 288 amino acids. Lineage: Eukaryota; Metazoa; Chordata; Amphibia; Anura; Pelobatidae. Gene Ontology annotation, molecular function: zinc ion binding. The record is from RefSeq and is a predicted model, not a curated record.
UUCACAGUGUGUGCUGAGAGGACAUAUCGCCUGGGUGCCACAUUCCUCCUCUCCUUCAUCAGGAUGGACCCCUUUGGCACAGAGCUGUCUCAUGUCCCGGACCCUAGCAUUGUACAACCUUCCUGCAACGGGCAGACACUGCCAACCCACCCAGACCAGGCUGCACACAGGGGCCAGGGGCCACACACCAGCCACAUGGACCAGGAGCAGCAGAUGAGGAUCAGUGAAAGUGCCCAAUUCAGUGAUGUGGUGGAGAACAGAGGUCUGUUGGAGAGCAGCACACGACUUAAGCCGCACGAAGCGCAGGACUACAGGAAAAAGGCAUUGUGGGUAUCCUGGAUUUCCAUUGGCGUCACGUUGGUUCUGGCAGUCGCCGCUUUCACUGUUUCUGUUAUGCGGUACAGUGCUUCGUCAUUUGGCUUUGCGUUUGACGCGGUUCUAGACGUUUUAUCGUCGGCGAUAGUCCUGUGGCGUUACAGCAACGCAGCCGCCGUGCAUUCCGCGCACAAAGAGUACAUAGCCUGUGUUAUCUUGGGUGUGAUAUUCCUCUUCUCGGCGCUGUGCAUCGUGGGGAAGGCGAUUCACGACCUGGCCAUCCGGGUGCUUCCAGAAGUAGACAGUUUCCUCUUCAGCGUUUCUAUACUGAGCGGGAUCCUCUGCUCCCUGUUGGCCGGGGUGAAGUUUAUGUUGGGCAGAAUCCUAACGAGCAGAGCCCUUAUCACAGAUGGAUUUAACUCCCUGGUCGGGGGUAUAAUGGGCUUUUCCAUCCUGAUCAGCGCAGAAGUGUUCAAGCACCACGCCACGGUCUGGUACCUCGACGGUUCUAUAGGAAUUCUAAUUGGACUGAUAAUCAUGGCGUAUGGCGUCAAAUUGCUGGUUGACAUGGUCCCUCGAGUGAGACAAACCCGCCAUUAUGAGAUGUUCGACUGAGGGCAACAAAGUGACCAGAAUGCCCAGGAAUCCGUUCCACCUCCUUUAAAACAAGUAGCAGCAACAGGCGAAUUCACAAAAUACUUUGUUUUCCUCCAAAGAUAUUUGGAGUUUUACAUUUUAAACUGUAAAAUAAUGAAAAUGUGACUUGCUUAUGAA